This is a messenger RNA of Solanum pennellii, 882 nucleotides long. RefSeq names its product ethylene-responsive transcription factor ERF038. Lineage: Eukaryota; Viridiplantae; Streptophyta; Magnoliopsida; Solanales; Solanaceae. Bases 39 to 773 code for a protein of 244 amino acids. Gene Ontology annotation, molecular function: DNA-binding transcription factor activity; DNA binding. The transcript has a single exon. Gene Ontology annotation, biological process: regulation of DNA-templated transcription. The record is from RefSeq and is a predicted model, not a curated record.
CUAUGUAUAUUUUUUCACUUAACUAAAACAAAACUCCCAUGGAAGAAAAACAUCAAUCUCCCAUUAUUUUCAAUAACUAUCAAACAAUUUCUUCUUCAUCUCUAACAAAAAGAUCAAUAACCUUAAAAUCAUCAAAACAACAAACCAAUAGAAACAAGAAAAUCAAAUCCAGUACUGAAAAAACCAAGAAAAUGGACGAUUCAAAACACCCAAUUUACCACGGUGUUCGAAAACGAAGCUGGGGUAAAUGGGUGUCUGAAAUUCGCGAGCCGAGGAAAAAAUCAAGGAUUUGGCUUGGUACAUUUUCUACAGCUGAAAUGGCUGCCAGAGCACAUGAUGUAGCUGCAAUUGCCAUUAAAGGUCACUUAGCUUUACUCAAUUUCCCUGAAUUAGCUCAUCAAUUUCCUAUACCAUCUUCGAAAUGCGCUAAAGAUAUUCAAUCUGCAGCCGCAAAGGCUGCAGCUUUGAAUAUUUCACCAAGAAAUUUUAUGGAAAAACAGAGUAAAGGUGAGUUAAUGGAAAUGCUCUGUUCUCCUGAAGAAACAGAGUCAUCAGAAUCAUCAUCUUCGUCUUCGUCUUCGUCUAAUAAUGAGGAUCCUUUUCUUGAUUUGCCUGAUAUUCUUAUGGAUCUUACUCAAAAAUUUGAUAAAUUUUGUUACUAUAAUUCACCAUGGGAUUUGGCUGGAGCUGUAAGCUUUUGGCCUCAAGAAGAGCUCUAUUUGUGGGAUUACAACCAUGACACUGAAACCCCACUCGAAGUUUCACAGCCGUAAUAAUAUAAUUUUUCGACGAAAUGUGAAUUUAGAUUAUAACAAUGAAAUCAUAGCAUCAAAAAAAAAAGUUAUAGUUCGCCAAUAGUAUUGAAUGCCGAUUGUUUAUUUA